Molecule: messenger RNA, 1971 nt
Organism: Dendroctonus ponderosae (mountain pine beetle)
Lineage: Eukaryota; Metazoa; Arthropoda; Insecta; Coleoptera; Curculionidae
Product: synaptic vesicle glycoprotein 2B
Exons: 9
Coding region: 294-1910 (538 amino acids)
Biological process (GO): transmembrane transport
Cellular component (GO): membrane
Molecular function (GO): transmembrane transporter activity
Source: RefSeq, a predicted model, not a curated record
AGUAGGAAUGUGAAUCUACCUACUGCCAAUGUUAUCUUGGUUACUUAAAUUAACUGUUUAUUUUAUUUAACGAAGAUUCAAGGCACCUCUGUUAUUAUCUGGCUUUUGCAUUUAUAAGAAUCAAACAUGCCAUUUCAUGUUUGUAUGUGAUGCGGUUCAAAACUUUUCUGAAUAUAUUCAAAUCAAUACGAUCUACAUGAGUUCUAGAUGCAAGAAUACACAUUAAUACACAGUAAACCUCGCAAUACUGCAUUAUACAUUUGAAUGAAUCUAUUUUUGAUUUGAUUUUGGAAAUGGGAUCAACAGACGCGCAAAGAAGAAACGUAAAAAUAAUCAAAGAGACAAAACUGUAUAGCGAAGCAGUGACCUUAGCUGGCUAUGGAAAAUAUAACAUUUUUGUGUUACUGGCAACAGGGGGAUGCCUCAUGUGUGUUAUCAUCGAAUCCAUGAACAUGUCUUUCAUAAUUCCAGCUGCCCAAUGUGAUCUUAAGUUAUCACUAGCCCAAAAAGGCAUCUUAGUAUCGGUCAAUUACUUGGGCAUAAUAGUUACGUCCCACUUUUGGGGUUUUAUGGCAGACAUACGUGGAAGGAAAAACAUCCUGGUGUUUUGCUUGAUAGCAAGUUCCCUAUUUACUUUAUUUUCGAGUAUCGCUCCAUGGGCAUGGCUGUUUAUCAUAUUGCGAUUUUUCAAUGGAGCUUUGAUUGGAGGAGCGUCUUCAAUAAUUUAUCCAUUUGCUGGUGAAUUUCAUGAUAACUGGCACCGUCCGAAGGUUACGACAUGGGUAAGCUCGUUUGUAGCUGUUGGACAAAUUUAUAUUCCAGGACUGGCUUGGGCCAUUCUGCCCAGCGACUGGAGUUUUUACAUUGAGGGAUUGGGAAUCUCGUUUAAACCAUGGAGACUUCUCCUUAUAGCCUACGGUUUACCUAGCUUGAUAGUAGCUGCAAUGUUAUCUCUUUUGCCUGAAAGCCCGAAAUUUUUGUUAACUCAAGGUAAACAUGACGCAACUUUAAAAAUACUCACUACGAUGUUCGUAAUAAAUACUGGCAAAAAGUAUCACGAAUAUCCAGUAUCGACUAUAAUUAUGGAUGAAAUCGAGGUACAAAAAAGCGAAGCUAAACCAACAAUACUUCAGUUAUUGCGAAGUCAAACAGCAAUGCUAUUUAAUAAGGAAUAUGCUCUUAAAACUAUAUUAAUUUGUUAUUUGCAGUUCGGAGUAUUUUUAUCAGCAUCAGCAUUAGCGCUUUGGUUUCCGCAAAUUCUCAAUACUCUAUCAAACUAUGCGCAAACUGUAAAAAACUCUGAAGUCACUCUAUGUAGAGGGAUUCGCAGUGAACCACGAACCCUAACCGAUUUAAGAACGGAUUAUUUAAGCUUCGAUUUAUGGCAAGCAAAUAGAAAUUACACUACUCAGGAAGAUAGUUGUAUCGACUCUGUAGAUCCCGGGGUUUUCUUAGUUAUGCUACUGACUGCUGUGGCAAUUGGAAUUACUUAUAUACUAAUAGGAAUUUUCAUAAAUAAGAUUGGAAAAAAGGUAUUACUAAUAGGAUUUGUCGUGAUCACCGGAAUAUGCGGCCUUAUAGCCCAAUAUAUCUCCGGCUAUGAACUUAUUUUAAUAUUUUGCGGAAUUUAUUUGCUAAUUUCCGCAUUGAUAGGAGUUGUAAAUGCAUUGGCAGUCGAUUUAUAUCCAACAAGUGUUAGGGCAUUGGCCAUGGCCGUGUCUCUGAUGAUUGGAAGAAUGGGAGCAAUGAUUGGUUCGAAUAUAGUUGGAGUGAUUUUUUACAACUACUGUGAAUAUGUUUUUAUAUUUGUGGCCAUAAACCAUGUUAUCUUGAUAAUAGCGGCUAUUUUAUUGCCAACCAAGAAAGUCCAAGAUAUAGAAUUGCCAGCAAUUAAUAAUGAAGCUGAUUAGAUACUGAUUUUUGUUGAAUGUGUUUCAAUAUUAUUUUGGUAAUAAAACGUCUUCAAAUGUU